AUGAAGAUAUCUCAGAAAUCAAGGAGGGCGGUUUCUCCGCACCCUCAAGUAGCAGAGCUUGUCACAAAGCUCGUAAACACCCCAAACGAUGAUCUUGCCGACGUUUUGGCUGAUAUUGACUCCUGGAAAUGGCCGCGAUCCGAUCUCAAUGCUUGGACUAAGGUCCUUGAUAAGUUCGAUGUUAUCCUAGAGGAAGCCAUCCGGGACUACGAAGUGGACAAGUUGCAGAUAAACGUGUUCACUCCAGCGACGAAGAAAACUAUAAGCUAUAUUCUCAGGUUUGAGAGGCUUCUUUUGGAGAACUCCACCAAUCGCAAAACCUUCAACUCCUAUGAUAGGCUUAAUUCCCUACUGUUCACAUCAGAUCUUGACGUGCUCACGCUAGCACUGAGUCUUCUCCUUCGCCCCGCACAACAAUACUCCGCACAGCCCGCGGUAUCAACAGCCCUUAGCAUAUCCACACCCCGUUUGCUCUCCCUCUCCAAGCGGUGGCCUCACAUCCAUGAACACGGCAUAAGCUUGCUGGAUCUUGUCGAUGCUCUGCCUGCCGAAGCUCGUGAUAAGGAGAAGGGACAGGGGAAGGAAACCGAUCACAGUGAAGCCACGUUGUCCAGUCCUCGCAAACUCUCCGUUCCACCCUCGACUUCGCAUUCAUAUGCGUCUACCAUUCAUAUUGACGAAGAGACCCUGAAGAACAAGGCAGUCAUGGAGAUCAUGGCAGAUGUAUUGGAGACGCACCCACUGAAUAACGAUGACAAGUUCGAACUCCUUUGUCGCGUUCGAUCCGCCAAGGCACUUGCCAGCGGCAACGAGAUCAUGAGAGAGGAGCUUGUUGUCAUACGACUAAUUUGCAUCGCCAUAUAUGGCCAUACGCACAGCGAGAGUCAAGCAUCUUCAACACUUUUCCUGUAUGAGCCAGAUCUCACUACGCACAUCGCGGAACUACUCCAGUUGGAUCGUGGGGUAUCGAUACCUGUGCAGACAGCGGCUAUCUCAGCACUGGACUCGAUCGCUAGGUACCGAGGAAAAGUGACGGAGGUGUUGGGCGCCGUCAAUGCCGGUGUCAACCAUGGAAUCAUCAUGGCGCUUCUGCGAAAAACUAUCUUGGAGGUUAACAAUCCGGAGAGCAGAAUUUCAGCUACCUUCGUCGAGUCUCUUCUUUCAUUUGUGACCUACCUUGCGCAACAUAUCAAUGGGGGAAAUAUGCUUGUUAGCGCAGGCCUGGUUCCCUUACUGGUUCAGAUCAUGGAGAAUAGGCUGGCUCAGAGACUCCAGAUGGUCUCGAAGGCUAUGCAAUUGGUGGAUAACAUCCUCUACGCUUUCUCAAAUGCGUUCCAGGUGUUUUCAAACUCCCGUGGGGUCGAAGUCUUGGUAGCUAGGAUCCAGCACGAGGUCGACUUUGAUAUCACGAUGUACGGAAAUGAGCGCUCCAGGGACCUGUUUGGUUCGUACGUCACAGGACAACUUCCGGUUCCAAGGGCCGCCGUACUUAAACACACGUUGCGCUCCAUACAUCGCAUGAUGCAGUCGACGGGUACAUCUGAAGGGUUGCGCGGCCUGAUUGAUUCCACCCUGCCACAAUCAAUCAAGAAGAUCAUGGAGUACCGUGGCCUCUUUGGUCCCAAUCUUCUGCCUCUUGCUAUGAACAUAAUGGCAACGUUUAUUCAUAAUGAGCCGACGUCGCUUGCGACGAUUCAAGAAGCAGGCUUGCCUCAGGUGUUCUAUAAGGUGAUCGAAGCAGGUUUGGAACCUGUCAUUGAACUCAUCCAAGCCAUUCCAAAUGCAAUCGGGGCGCUCUGUCUCAAUCAGGUCGGUCAGGAUCAGCUUGCAACUCGCCCAAGUGUCAUACCUGGCAUUAUCUCAAUCUUCACUUCCGAGAGCCAUAUCAAGGUCCUUCGUGAAAAGGAAAACGCCGUACUAAUGGGCACCGCCAUUGACGAGUUGAUCCGCCACCAUCCAACGCUCAAAACUCCUAUUUUUGAUGCCGUCAAGUCUGCUCUGAGUAAAAUCGAGGAUCUUGGAAAUACUUUUGUGAUCCCUGCGGACAAGAAAGAGUGGUAUGGUCUCAUGCUCGCCUCGCAAACUACGGACAAGGACGAUAAAGACGACAAGAGCGAUGUCAUCCCGAUGGAUGUUAUGGAAAGUGACGCUCGUUCUGACGCUCAAGAGGACACGUCUGACGACGACUCGCUGAGGAGUCAUGACAACAACGUAGUUCUUUAUGUUGAUGUCUUGUGCAGAUUUCUUGAGGGUCUGUUCCAACAUACGCAACAUUGCAGAGAUUUCAUCAGGAAUGUUGAGGGUCUCGAGCGUAUUGGCAGGCUCACUGCGUUGCCAUGCCUUCCAUAUGAUUAUGCGAAUAGUGUUGCUUCAGACUCGCUAGUACAAGUUAUCCGGACGAUGGCGGACGUAGGACCCAAUGAGGCACUUCACCAUCUUUCGAAACUCGUGGAGAAUUCCCUCUCCGACUCUCAGAGUUUUUGGGCGACUCCUCAGUCCCAUUCCAAGUUGGCGCCGUUCGUUGAUCUUUCAGUGGAACAGGAAAGUGCAGCAAAUCAACAAUUCCGGAGCCUGGUGACCCUUCACAUCCGCAUCACUGUCUUGGCUGAUGUUUUCUCCACUGCUGGCUAUGCACACGGAAGGUCUGCAAUCGGACUUCUUCAGACUCUCAUGAGCGAUCCGCCGAAAGUCGUCAAAGAGCUAGGUGCUCUCCACCGUGCAUCGGUGUGGGAGAACAUCUUGUUCAAAGCCGACAUAGUGGCCAAGGGGAUGGAGGUGGGUCCGAGCAGUCAGGGAUCUCCCCUGGGGAGGUCACCUAGCCAUGGUUCAAUACCUCUCCCCGAACCCAAUGUUGGCGUUAUUGCCAACGGUGUUCAGCCGGGAUCGGCGCCUAUACCCGCGCAGUCAUCGUCGCCUGCAUCACCGAAGAUAGACACACCGCGAGAGAAAAAUGCCAAGGCUCUCAAGCAUCUAACACAUGGUCUUCCAAGCGCUUUGGCCCCCUUUUUCCAAGCCAUCGUAAAGUUGUUCUAUGCGAGACGAAAUCCUGAUACAACCCAAAAGAAGCAGAUUCUAUCUGCAUCAGCCACUAUUGCAGAGAUCAUGGUGGAGCAUCUAAAGUACGAGGUUGAAGGCGAUCGAGUCUGUUGCCUAGACUAUCACAGCGUCAUGUUGGGACUUGUAACGAUCCUAGUUGUAGACGAGCGGACGAUGAAUCCCACUCUUCACACCGUGCUGCUUCUUGCUUUUCAGCGUGCAAAGGGCUUGGAAGCCAUUUUCAGGAUCUGCAAGUACUUCACUGAGUUGGUCGAUGGCGUAACAGCAGUGAAACCCGAAGAUCGAACGGAGACUAUGCAGCAGGAACUUGCUCAUGCUCAGGGAGGGCUGAAGGUUGCAUUGAAUCUCUUGCACCCAUUACUUUCUUCAAAGCCGCUCAUCGAGUCCGGCCAAACGUCACUAGUCACAACUCGGGAGAAGAAAGAUACGGAAUCCGAUUAUUUUGAGCCUCACCAUUUCCUUGUCGGGCUUCGCCUCGAGAGCAUACCCCUACUGCGUAGUAUCUGGGAGGCUUCUUGGCUUCGUUCAUCCCCUUUGACGUUGGUCAGGUCGGUUGUUCAGAUUAUGCUCGAGGUGGUGGCAGGUGAGAAUGAAGAGCUCAAGGGGGAUCCUUCCCAAGAAGGUCUCAAUAGCGGAACUGGCCCUCCUGUUGGCAGCGGCUUUCAUAUUAGAACCGCUGGGCCAGAUGAAAAUCGCAUCCGCCAGCUCACUGAUAUGGGAUUCCCUCGCUCUGCCGCCGAACGCGCUCUUGCCCGCACUCAUAAUAAUGUCAAUGCCGCGACCGAACUACUCUUGAGCCAGCCUUACCCAUUUCCCCCUGACCCACAGCCAAACGGAUCUACCGCGGAACAAGAUGAAACAGGUGCGGAUGGAGGUGACGAGGAUCCCUCUGAUGAGGAGAUGGAUGUUGAGGAUGCUGCCCCGCCCGCUCCUCCAGCCGAGUCUACCCCACCCCCCCAAACGACUAGUGAAGAGCAAGGGAAGGGCCUCGAAGAAUUACGGAAAGAUCUCGACGAAGCAAGAGAGAGUUUGAAGAAAGAGCUGCCUCGAAAGGCCUUGCAACUGGUUGAUGAACACCCUUCGUUAAUAUUUGAGCCACUGGCUGCUAGAUGUCGGUUACUUGCAAUAGUUCUCUCGGAGUCCCCAACGCUCCCACAAGCCCUUGCACAAAGCUUGAUGGACACCCUUUUAGCUCUGCUCCUGUCGAAUUCUGCCCGCGGAGCUUCAUCUCAUCCAAAGUGGCUGGCUUCCCACCUCCUUGUAACGGAGGCUUUGUUCACCAUCGGCGAACAGCCCUUUACUGUCGCUGUGCCGAAAGAAAAUGAACCUGUGACCACUCCUAGCAUUUCUACUGGCCCAGCAUAUACCGAUGCACGACCCAUUAUAUUCGAUUUCUGCCUCCGGUUAUUAGCUGGUCCCGACCUCCCCAGGGAUGAGCUACUGUCCACACUGCGUCUGCUGGUCUUACUCACAAGGGACCACGGCACAGCAUCUGAACUCAUCAAGCGCGAUGGACUUCCGCAUAUCUUUUCACAUCUCAAAGGAUCUGCUGUUCCUGGUGGUCAAUCUUAUGCGGUGAUCAUACUUCGCCACAUCGCUGAGGGGUUAUCUGUGCUUCAACACAUCAUGAAGCAAGAAAUCAAGCGGAUAUUCUCUCAACCACGGACAAGGAUAAUUGAUGUCUCAGGAUACAUGCGCAAUUGCAGUGCAAUGGCUCUCAGAGAUCCCUCUGCAUUCAUCCAGGUAACUCAGGACCUCUGCCAGCUUCAGCAACCUUUCUCCGUUGUCCAUCAUAUUACCCUUAAGCCCGGGACUCCGCAGUCGAGCGCGAACAUUGGCGCCACAGAGCGUAACGACAUGCAGAUUGACCAACCAGCAUCACCGGAGGUUCAUGGGCCUGACACGGAGGCUUUGGAGACAAUGGUACAUUUUCUCAUAAGCGAGUUGAUGAAGAACGUGCGUUCUCCCUCUGAUAAUGAUGUCAUAACGAAGCGCGAAGAUGCAACACAGAGCGCCUCCGAGAGCGUUGACGAUCUAAACGAUCAAGACCGACAUUCGUACUGUUGCUUCAUUAUGCAAUGCCUCACUGAAUUGCUUUUUUCCUACGAUGCCUGCAAACUCGCGUUCUUAUCCUAUUCUCCGAAAAAGAAAAUGUCAACUCCUGCCAAAGAUCCCGCUACCAAACAUCGCACAGCUGUCCUCCAGUUCUUCCUUUCUGACCUCAUAACCUUUAAAACCAUUGCUUCCCAGCCAUAUGCGAAGGUGAACCAGGCCUUCUCUCUUUGUACUUGCGCAAUGUCCGUACUUGUGGCUCUCUGCGUCGACAGCUCUGCAGGGGUGGAAUCCAAGGAUGUUUCCACGGACUUGAUCUCAGUCCGCAAAUUCACCCUAGAGGCCAUCAGUCGCGCCAUCAAAGAGUUCACGUUGCAAGACACUGUGGAUGCGAGAUACGGGCACCUUCUCGCUUUGGCGGAUCUAUGCAACCGACUUCUUACUGUACGCUUCAACAACGGUAGCCGCAAAUCGCAGGACGAGAGUACAACGCACAUUGCGAAGAUCAUGUUGGAAAAGAAUUUUGUCUCAAUCUUGACCAGUGCACUAGCUGAAGUUGACCUGAACUACCCCAAUGUCCGUGGUCUCGUAGCAUCGAUCCUUAGGCCAAUGGAAAAUCUCACACGGAUUGCCAUCAAGAUGAGUCGCGCAACUGAAAAGGCCAAAGACGGUGGCGAUGGAAAGGUCUCCCAAAGCGUAAUAUCCGAAGACGAGGAUGAAGACGAGAACAUUGACGUGGAUGACGACGAUCGAGAAGAGACUCCCGAUCUGUAUAGAACUUCUGCUUUAGGCAUGUUCGGAGGCGAGAUGGAAGAUAUCAAUUAUGCACAAGAGGAUGAAAUGGCCGAAGGAGACGAGGACGAAGACGAAGACGUUGAGAUGGAGUAUGCCGAUGAAACUGAUAGUGCAGCGACGUCGGAUUCCGAGGAUGAAUUGGAAGGUGGCGGGAAUGAUGACGACGACGAAGACAGCAACGGAGGUGAAUGGCAUGACGAAGACGAAGAAAUGGACGAUGAGGACGGCGAGGAUGACGAUGAUCCCGCGGCCGGUGAAGAGGUAGAUGAAGAAGAGAUCAUGUGGCAGGAUAUCGGGGGAGGAGAUGACGAAGAUGACGAAGUUGCUGAUGAAGAGGAGGAAGAGGAGGACGAGGAAGAGGACGAACACGGAGAACCAGUUGCCGUCAUUCAUGCAGAUCAAGGAGAGGAACCUGAUAUAUUAUCAGAUGACGAAGAGCAAGUCACCUUGCAUCGCUAUGAUGCUGUUGCUCACCCAUCGUUCAGUUUCCAUGAUGAAAUGGGUGUCAUUGGUGUGCAAGGCAUCAUCCAAGACGGGGGAUUCAGAUUCACCGGUGCUGUUGACCUCGAGGGUGAAGAGUCUGAUGGCAGGGAUCCCUUCGUUCGCAGGCGCCGUAACACGGGCGAGGACGUGCAAGUAUUCGGUCGCCCCCGGCAUGUGCCAGCUGCGCCACCAGAAGCUACUAUUCACCCCCUUCUUCUGGACGCCUCCGCAGCGACGAACCGUCCUGUUGGCUUGACUCGCGUGGCUCGCCGCUCCCACAGGGGCGCAGCUGGGGGCGUUCAGCAUGAUCUCAUACACUCUAUCGAAGACAUUAUUGGGGGCGAUGCAGGUCAUAUCUUUCAAACAAUCAUAGACCGUCAUGGCCCAGAAGCCAUAAGAGUGGACGUCGCUCCUGGUGCCAUGGUGGACGGCCGAGGAUUCCUUGGCCGAAGGGGCGCUGCCCUAUUUACUGGGGUCAGAGUCGACGGUGUGCGGGUGGAUCGUGUAUCUCGGCCAAGCGAUUCCCGUGGCGAUUCCCACGCGUUUGAUCCCUUGUUGACAAUGCAAAGGUGGACUGAAGAAGCCAAGACGUUGAAUGGUAAACACGUUUCCGAAAGAGCAAAUAGGCUGGGCAACCAUGUCGUUAUAGCGUUGCUCCCGGCCGCCAUCGAGGCCUCACAACAGAGGGAACAGCAGAAGCGUCAAGCUCAGAUCAAAGCAGAAGAAGAAGCGGAAGCGCGCCAAUUGGAGGCCGAUCACACUGGGACAGAGGAGGCUGCAACUUCUAGCGUGGUGGCCUCUCAUGCAAUUCCGGAAAAUGUUGCGAAUGCACAACCCGAGCCUCUCGCAUCUGAUCCACCACCUCUGACCACCAUUGCUUCGAAUUCUGAUGUAGAGAUGGAUGAUAUACGCGUGCCCGCUUCGCGUUCUGACGAGCAUGUCGCCGUUCCAGCUCCAGAAGCCUCUUCCUCAGAAGUGUCCGCUGUGGGAGAAAUGCCAGGGCCUUCUCAACCUGCUCCCUCUGAGCGUGUUAUUGUGAUGAUCCAUGGUAACGAGGUGGAUAUCACUGACAUGGGCAUUGAUCCGACUUUCCUUGACGCCUUACCUGACGAUAUACGGGAAGAGGUUAUCAACCAGCAUGUACGAGACCAACGCGCAGCAAGGGUCGAGCGCCCUGCCGACUCCCAGAUCAGUCCAGAGUUUCUUGAUGCCUUGCCACCGGAAAUUAGAGCCGAACUCAUCCAACAAGAAAGGAUAGAGCAGUCCAGACAUGCUCCAGCGCCUGCAGCCGCGCAAGGCCCUCCGGGAGUUGCAGCGGAUAUUGAUCCGGCAAGCUUUAUUGCAAGUUUGGAUCCACAGCUCCGACAAGUCGUUCUGAUGGAUUCUGACGAUGGUUUGUUGCAAACUCUACCAUCUUACAUGAUUGCGGAAGCUGGCGUUUACCGCGACGAGGCAAAUGGAUCUCGAGGCGGUAUUGCUGCUCGAGCUCUCAGAACUGCUGCUGUUCAACGCCCUGUCCCACCUCGCAAAGUCCCUCCCCCGCGCGACGCUAUUCAGCUUCUCGAUAAGACUGGGGUAGCGACGCUCGUUCGCCUACUCUUCUUCCCUCACAUUCUGAAGAAGAAUAUGCUUUUCAAGAUCUUGGUCAAUAUCUGCGAAAACAGCAAAACCCGUUCUGAGCUGUUCAAUCUUCUUCUCAGUAUUCUUCAAAGUGGCCCAGGGGACCUUGCUGCUGUGGACAAGAGCUUCGCGCAAAUGACAACUCGUACUCCAAAAUCUGCGGUGCUCCAGACACCUAAGGCCGCUGCCAAGGUGAAAACAGCAGCGGACCUCAGCACACCAGUGGCGAUUGGCGGCUUUCAGAUCGAAACAGUCCCAGAUCUCGUCGUACAGCGUUGCUUAGAAGCCAUGACCUACAUCGUCAGUUCAAAUGAACAGUCGUCGCUAUUCUUCUUGACCGAACAUGAACUCCCGGCCAGUUUGAGGAAGAUGCCUUCCAGGAAGGGUAAAGGCAAAGAGAAACCAAUGCCCCAGACACAUUUCCCAAUUGUACUACUCCUUGGUCUUCUUGAUCGUCAAUCACUCCUCAAAACACCCUCAACAAUGGAUUCCGUCGUGACGCUCUUGUCGACGGUCACAAAACCUCUGACCAGUCUUAAAUCGGAUAAGAAGGAGCAGUCAAAUGACGUUGCGCCAGAGACUUCCACUUCUGCGGCACCUGCUGCACCUGCACCGACUACCUCUGAGGAUGCUGGGGCCCACGAAUCAACUGCAGCGUCAGCUGAACCUCCUAAGCCUGAUGUCCCAGCAGAAGCGCAGACAGAUGUGAAACCCUUACUUGUUGUCCCCCCGCAAAUCCCCCAUUCCGUGUUACGUUUGAUCGUGAACAUUCUUGCGGUCGGAGAAUGUUCAUCGCGCACCUUCCAACAGUCUCUUGCCCUGAUACAAAAUCUCUCUUACAUUCCUGACGCGCGCGAUGUCAUCGCGCAGGAGCUUAAAACAAAGGCGCAGGAUUGUGGACACGCCAUUCUUGCAGACCUGGGCGAUCUCGUGAAUGCCUUGACGAGUUCACGCGAUGAUGUCUUGGCAUCCUCCGUUGCACCGAAAUUCUCGUCACCAUCAUCAGACCAGACGAAGCUUCUACGGGUCCUCAAGACCAUUGACUAUAUGUAUACGCCUCGCAUGGUUGGUCCCGUGACGGACGAGACUCGGAAAAGUGAAGAUGCUGAGAAGGUGCAGACUAUCUACGAAUCCUUCCAUUUUGCACCUCUUUGGAGACGCCUAGGAGAUUGUCUAUCUACGAUUGAAGAGAAGCCGGAGCUGGAGCACAUGGCGAUUGUACUGCUCCCUCUGAUCGAGGCACUGAUGGUAGUGUGCAAAUACGUCGGAUCAAAGUCAGCCGCGGCUCGUACCCUUCGAGCGGCAGCAUCUCCUCGCUCUCCAACGACUUCUCGGGAGAGUAUGGAAGACCUUUUCGUGUCCUUUACGGAUGCGCACCGCAAAGUGCUAAAUCUCAUGGUCCGCAACAAUCCGUCUUUGAUGAGCGGCUCAUUCUCCUUGCUGGUACAUAACCCCCGUGUCCUUGACUUCGACAACAAGCGAAAUUAUUUCACUCAGCAACUCCACCGUCGCCCGCACCCCCGUGAACACCAGGGCACGCUCCAGCUAAACGUACGCCGAGCCAGAGUGUUCGAGGAUAGUUUCCAGUACCUUCAGCGCAAGACGGGAGAACAGAUCAAGCAUGGCAAACUCAGCGUGCGCUUCUAUGACGAGGAGGGUGUGGAUGCUGGCGGCGUUACUAGAGAAUGGUUCCAGAUCUUGGCACGUCAGAUGUUCGAUCCUAAUAAUGCUCUCUUCCAACCUUGCGCGGCCGACCGUCUCACUUACCAGCCUAACAAGAACUCAUGGGUCAAUCCCGAGCAUUUGUCUUUCUUUAAAUUUGUAGGACGCAUCAUUGGCAAGGCGAUUUAUGAUGGCCGUCUCCUGGACGCCUACUUUGCGAAGAGCAUAUACAGACAGCUCUUGGGAAAACCCGUGGACUAUCGGGACGUCGAGUGGGUUGAUCCCGCGUACUAUAACUCGUUGUGCUGGAUUCUGGAAAAUGAUCCAACACCCCUGGACUUGACAUUCAGCGUGGAAGCGGAUGAGGACGGCGGGGAGUCAAUACCUGUAACGCAGGAGAACAAGCGAGAGUUCGUACAGCUCUCUGCGAAUUUCCGACUAUACUCGUCAAUCAGCAAACAAAUCGAGAAUCUUGUGUCGGGCUUCCAGGAGAUCAUUCCGAACGAGCUUAUCACAAUCUUCAAUGAACAAGAGCUCGAGCUACUCAUCUCCGGCACUCCUGAUAUCGACGUAGACGAAUGGCGCGCAGCUACUGAGUACAGUGGCUACACAAGCUCUGACCCCGUGAUAGUUUGGUGGUGGAGAGCUUUGAAAUCCUUCAACCGAGAGGAGCGAGCCAAAGUUCUUAGUUUCGCUACUGGUACCUCGCGGGUACCGCUUGGUGGAUUCGUGGAUCUGCAAGGUGUUCAGGGCGUUCAGAGAUUCUCCAUUCAUCGCGCAUAUGGAGACCCAGAUCGAUUACCACAGGCCCAUACUUGCUUCAAUCAGAUCGACUUGCCCCAAUAUUCUUCGUAUGAGAUGUUGCGACAGCAAUUACUACUCGCCAUUAACGAGGGCGGGGAAGGAUUUGGAUUUGCAUGAUGCAGAGUAUCUUGAUGGAAAAUAGACCAUUUGAUAUUGAUCACCGACAUGUAGAAAUACGCAUUGUAUAUAUAAGCAUUCACAUAUUCCCCGGGACCCCAGCACUUUCGUUCUGUUGGCUCUUUGCUUAUUAUGUAAUUCAAGGUUUGCUUCCAUCUUGCGAGAACGUUGAACUGCCAGUACUAGUGGAGCAAUUGGCGACCUCGGAGCCGGCAAGUCCCACUGGCACGUGGGAGGACGUCGAGCUCCCGGUACAUCGGUUAUCCAAUUUACCGCGAUUUCAGGUUCUUACUUCUUAAGCUUAAUGACUUGAACUGUUACAGCUUUCUCAACCAUGCGAGCAUAUGUAGUGAACGAGUGGGUCCAUCCGUCUCAGCUCAAGCUUGUCGACGACGCGCCAGAGCCGGAAGCUACAGAGGACGAGAUAAUCGUGGAUGUAUACUCGUCAGCUUUGAAUUUCUUCGAUGUGA
This is a messenger RNA of Suillus subalutaceus, 11060 nucleotides long. RefSeq lists its product as uncharacterized. The record is from RefSeq and is a predicted model, not a curated record. Gene Ontology annotation, biological process: proteasome-mediated ubiquitin-dependent protein catabolic process; protein polyubiquitination; positive regulation of protein catabolic process. Gene Ontology annotation, molecular function: protein binding; ubiquitin-protein transferase activity. The transcript has 26 exons. Bases 1 to 10590 code for a protein of 3529 amino acids. Lineage: Eukaryota; Fungi; Basidiomycota; Agaricomycetes; Boletales; Suillaceae.